Molecule: messenger RNA, 513 nt
Organism: Beta vulgaris subsp. vulgaris (sugar beet)
Lineage: Eukaryota; Viridiplantae; Streptophyta; Magnoliopsida; Caryophyllales; Amaranthaceae
Exons: 1
Coding region: 1-513 (170 amino acids)
Source: RefSeq, a predicted model, not a curated record
AUGAAGGUGGACUGGCAUCAUUGGGUUUGGAACAGCUAUAAUGUGCCAAAGCAUUCAUUCAUUGCAUGGAUGCUGAUGUUAGGGAAGCUGAAGACACGAGAAAGAUUGAAAGCUGCUGGAGUUGUGUCAGAUGAUAGAUGUGUAUUAUGUUUUGCUGAAACUGAAACAAGCAAUCAUGUAUUCUUCAAUUGCUACCGGAGCAAAAGAGUAUGUGAACACAUCAUGCUAUGGAUGGGGAUCAGAAUGGGAAAUCGGGAAACAAUUUACACUUCUUGGAAGAAGUGGGGGAGGCAAUGCAGAUCAAGAAAUAGACAGAAGGCUUACUAUGCAGUCCAGACUGCUAUGGUUUAUCAUUUAUGGAUGUACAGGAACUAUGCUUACUGGAACAAUGUUGUAAGGAACCCAGAAAUCAUUGUGAAAGAAAUUAAGCAGGAUAUUAAGCACAGAAUGCAGAGUUGUGUUACUCUGAAAUGGAAUAGGGAAGAUAGGAACUGGCUCUCUAAUAUUGUGUAG